Messenger RNA from Pectinophora gossypiella (pink bollworm), 627 nucleotides. RefSeq lists its product as uncharacterized. Lineage: Eukaryota; Metazoa; Arthropoda; Insecta; Lepidoptera; Gelechiidae. The transcript has a single exon. The record is from RefSeq and is a predicted model, not a curated record. Bases 83 to 370 code for a protein of 95 amino acids.
CUCCCCUCACAACACGCUGAGCGAUCGUAGCGAACGGACGUCUCUACUAAAACAAGUCUACUACAAGUGUAACUCAAUAACCAUGGUUGUGAAACUAGAAACUGUCGCGGCCCUGUACGCGGACGCUUACCCCACUCUGGCCAAGUCCCGCGGCCGUGAGGACUGCUCUCCAGUUUCUCGCAGACAGAAGAAGAUUGCCUUGCCGGCUCUGGUGGAGGAUGAUUCUGAAGAAACCUUCGAACCGGAGCAGAGGCCCUACAUCAUGACGACAGAAGUGCUGAGGAGACAGAAGUCUGUCUCGCCGCAGCGACGCGAGCGGCUGAUCCGGCGACUGGCGCUGCCCUCCCUCUCAGAAGAUGAAGAGCCUUGAUCUACCUCCGGGGACAAUCUAAGGUUCAAGACAGAAGCCUUGGGGUCAGACGCCUCGUCUCUAAGGUCGCAUGGACGCCGGGUCGACGGAGAAAUGACCCCAAUUCGGGGUGACCGACCGUGCCGCGUGAGGACAGUGACGGAAUAUGUGCCACAGUAGUGAUGUGAUCCAAAUUCGUUACCAAAGUUUUACCAAUAACUAGGUGAUAAGUUAUAUCUAAGUUUGUAUUGAAAAUAAAUAGCUAAUGUGUUUUUAAA